AUGAGUAAACCACCACGCUUUGAUUUGCUCCUUGUGUUACUCUUCACUGUCAUUGCCUUGGCCUCUAAUAGUGUCACCGUCGCUACACCAAUAACCCAACAAUUCAAAGAAGCCCUACAAUUCUACAACUCUCCAGAUUGUGCUGUGCUGGUUGAUGAAGAUGAAUCAGACGGUGAAGCCUCCAUCUUGAUUCCAGCAUUUGUCAUCCUUGUGGCGAUUUGGAUAUCAGCCUUCAACCUUGAUUACAUGGUUUUAGGGGAGGAUUCUAGUGCACUCUUGCCAUCACCAUCUCUUUCUGGCUAUCCUUCGUAUGGAGCUCCUCCAUCACCCCAAUCUUUUUCUGGCUAUCCUUCAUAUGGAGCUUCUCCGCCACCACCACCACCCUCGUCUAUUUCCACCUAUCCUUCAUAUAGAGCUCCAACUCCGCCAUCACGUCCAGCUCAAGCUAACUGUCCGCCACCACCAGUUCCAGUACAGUGUUGCCAGUACCCCUACCAUCCAAAUCCUAAUGAAUACUACCAGCCUGUUGAUGACCAUUCACCUACUCCUUAUUCACCCCUUUCCACCUUUUCCAUUGUAAUAUUUUGCUGUUUUAUUCUAGCUCUAUCUAUGCGCUAA
Molecule: messenger RNA, 618 nt
Organism: Gossypium arboreum
Lineage: Eukaryota; Viridiplantae; Streptophyta; Magnoliopsida; Malvales; Malvaceae
Product: extensin
Exons: 2
Coding region: 1-618 (205 amino acids)
Source: RefSeq, a predicted model, not a curated record